Messenger RNA from Cyprinodon tularosa, 1192 nucleotides. It is a transcript of the gene tmem147, whose product is annotated as transmembrane protein 147. The transcript is spliced from 8 exons. The coding region runs from base 163 to 840 and encodes 225 amino acids. The record is from RefSeq and is a predicted model, not a curated record. Lineage: Eukaryota; Metazoa; Chordata; Actinopteri; Cyprinodontiformes; Cyprinodontidae.
AGCUUCUAAAAGCACGACGCGGAACCUUUUGGUCAACACACUGUACUCUAUCGGAGGUAGUUUGCUGUAACACAGUUGACUUCCGCUUGUCAUUCAGCUGCCAGACGGUGUACAUUAAAUCAGCUAUUUAAUCCCAGGAGCUGAUUUUCAUCAACAGGCGCCAUGACACUUUUUCACUUUGGAAACUGCUUUGCCCUGGCUUACUUUCCUUACUUUAUCACAUACAAGUGCAGUGGCCUCUCCGAGUAUAAUGCUUUCUGGAGAUGCGUCCAGGCUGGAGCAACGUACCUGUUUGUCCAACUGUGCAAAAUGCUGUUUCUUGCUACAUUUUUCCCCACCUGGGAAGGAGGAGCCGGCGUUUAUGACUUUGUUGGGGAGUUCAUGAAGUCCACAGUGGACCUGGCCGACCUGUUGGGUCUUCAUCUAGUGAUGUCUCGUAAUGCUGGGAAAGGAGAGUAUAAGAUCAUGGUUGCUGCCAUGGGCUGGGCCACAGCAGAACUUGUGAUGUCGAGGUUUCUCCCUCUCUGGGUCGGCGCCAGAGGAAUAGAGUUCGAUUGGAAGUACAUCCAGAUGAGCUUUGACUCUAACAUUAGUUUGGUCCAUUAUAUCGCCAUGGCAGCUGUUGUGUGGAUGUUCACCCGAUAUGACCUCCCUAAGAGCUUCAGGCUGCCGGUCACCGUGCUGCUGGCCCUGUGUGUAUAUAAGGCCUUUUUAAUUGAGUUGUUUGUCCAUGUGUUCGUUUUGGGCAGCUGGACAGUGUUGCUGGUGAAAGCUGUGCUCACCGGCGCCAUCUCUCUCUGCUCGCUUUUCCUUUUUGUCACCCUUGUUCACAGUAACUGAAGAAAUCACAGCACACAGAACAAAUCCUCAACAGUCACAGUUCCAACUGGAGAGUCAGUGACCGAUGAAGUUAGCUUGAAAAUGAUUGGUGCCGCUAGUUGGAGCAGACUGACUUGAUCCAGGAACUGGUACAGCGACCAGCUUCUCCAGUUUCUAUUGAUCGCUUCUUAUGAGCCCAUGAGGACAGAGAACCUUCUCUGGGUUGAUUAGUUGAUGCUAACGAAGAUAUUUCACCCUCAGAGGUCUUCUUCAGUAUAACUGGCUUGUGUUGUUUUUUUUAAAAAUGUGAAUUUUGUAUCGAUGUUACUGUAACUGAACUAACACUUAAUAAAAUGACAUUUCUUUCAUCUGU